This is a messenger RNA of Mytilus trossulus (common blue mussel), 1674 nucleotides long. RefSeq lists its product as uncharacterized. The coding region runs from base 1 to 1674 and encodes 557 amino acids. Lineage: Eukaryota; Metazoa; Mollusca; Bivalvia; Mytilida; Mytilidae. The transcript is spliced from 7 exons. Gene Ontology annotation, biological process: regulation of apoptotic process. Gene Ontology annotation, molecular function: protease binding; death domain binding. The record is from RefSeq and is a predicted model, not a curated record.
AUGUGGACAUUAAAAGAAUACCAAGGACGGAAACUUAUGUUUUCUGGGUUUGUUGGGUUAUCAUUUGAUAAAGAGCAUGAUAUUGUUGUCUGUGUAGAAGGAAAUAAGAUCUUACUGCACCUUGUCCACAAGCGCUCCAAGGGCCUGAUAAUACCUGAUCUAGCCACCAGUGUCCGGGAUUGUUUGUUUGUCAGUUUGGAGAGAAUAUCUGAAUUUUAUCAGUCAACUAUCCAUUGUAAAGCCAACAACAAGUUACCAUUCCAAACUGAGUAUUCCUGCUCAAAAUUAAACUGUUUUACUCCAGAAGAAUAUAUGGUUGUAGAUACAGAGGAAUUUCUUUGCGAACAUGGUGAAAACAUUAAACACAACUGGAGAGUUUGGAAUCAGAAACUGGAACAAAUGCAGUGUGAUCCUAGUUGUCCAGGUUUGAGUGAAUAUUCUUUAGAUCAAAUUCCAAGUAACCCCGAGUUGCUUCGUCUUUCUGGUAAUUGUGAGGAAGACUUGAUACAUGAGUUAGCACUUCGUCUUGGAAUGGAAGAGAUAGAUUGGAGAGAUAUUGGCAAGAAUUACACAGGAAAUACACAGAUGGUCAAGUUUUUGACACUUAUUCACUUGAAAAAGAAUUAUUCAAUAUGUUUUGGAGAUCUAGAUAAAAGUUUGCAAGAAAUGAAAAUAACAACACACACAUUAUGCAUGGUCAGAAGAAGAAAACAAGUGAAAUCUAGAAUUCCAGACGAUAUAUUAGAUUGUAUCCCAACAGAUGAAAUUUUAGACAAGCUAGCACCACAAAUUGGAAAAAUGGUUUUUCAACUUGGAACAGAACUCGGAUUGUCCAUAGCGGAUUUAGAAAAUAUCGACAAAUGUAGUCCCAAUUUGACAGCUCAAAAUAAGGAAGUGUUAUUUACUUGGAGAAAAGACAGAUCAGUAAAACCUACAAUACGGGUCAUUAAACAAGCUUUAGUUAAUAUAAGAAAAGGUGUACGUUGUUUAGAGGAGGUUGUGAAGAACAUAGAUGCAAAAACAUUAAGAGCUGUGGAAAUUGUUACAGAUAAAGUCAGAGAUAAUGCAGACAGAAUCAUACAGGACAUACAAACCAGCCAAAUUUUAGACCAUAUGAUGACACAUCUGGUGAUAUCAGUAGAUGACAGACGUCGUAUUGAACAACAUGCUGGACAAGAUGAUCAGAACAAAGCAUUGCUGGAUAUUGUGACCAAAAUGAGAGAACCUGCUUACAGUGUGUUUGUUGAUGGAUUACGUAUUUAUGGAUACGAAGAUAUCGCUAAUGAUUUGAAAUGUGAUUUCAGUCCAAGUCCAACAUCAACAUCUGCUGAAACUAAAGGCUUAUCAGUUUGUAAUGUUCCAUUAUAUAAAGUUCGUCUACAAAAGAACUACCUCAAGGUCAUAACUGAUAUACAACACGAGAACAUAGUAGAUCAUCUAAUAUCAAGAGAGGUAGUGUCAGUUGAUGAUGGGAAGAAGAUAGAAUCUGGUAAAACACCACAGGAAAAGAACAGGAAUUUAAUGGACAUGCUGUUGCGUAAAAAUGAACAGGGAUUUAAUGAAUUCCUCAAAGCCCUACGAAAAGACUCAAUUUAUGCAGAUCUAGCAGAUCAAAUAGAGAAGACAAAAGUUACUAGCACAGAUAUGGCAACCCUUCAUAAAUGCUCAAAAUAA